CUCUAAUAUGGGAAUGAGAGACUCAGUGAGUGAGUGUGAGUGAGUGAGGGAGGCCUGUUAUAGCUUUGGAUUGGGAUGCUCCAGUUUUCUCUCUGGUUCUGUUUUGUUUGUGUGCGUUUCGUCGACGUUGCCAUUCGCAUAUAGAAAGUUCUUCCUUAUUUCUUUUUUCUAGCAUCAUUCGUUCGUGUUCACGUCCCUUUUUUUCUUUUUCAUUCCAGCCUGCAGUUGGUGUGUGCUGGUGGGAAUGCGAGUCCAGCGUCGUCGCCCUUGAGGGUGUUGGAGCCGACGGGCACGGAUUCGGGAGUAGCUGUGGUAUCCCGGAGGGGUGGGGUAGUAGUAAUAGUUCUGUGUGGAGAUUCGGUCGGGUUGGGAUUGGAAUUGUAAUUGGGGGGUGGUGUUGGGGAUUGAUCGAUUGUGAGCGGGGGCAUGGAGCGUAGCGUGGCAAUGGUGAUGGUGGAGUGUGCAGCGUCGCUGCCGUCGUCGUCCCUUGCCCUCCGUGCGCAUGUGCAGACGCGAAUUGCCUCCGUGGCGUCGACGUGGGCGUAUUUUCCGGUGCAGGAAACGGAGGGGAGCCGAGUGAGGGGAUUGCAAUGUGAUGAUGCGAUGCGUGGAGUGGGGGGAUGGAGGAGGGGGGGAGGCAGACGCAGAGAGGUGGUUAGGAUGGCGGUGGGGGGCGAGCCCGGGGCGGCUGCUGGUGGGAGCGGUGGAAGUGCUAGUUGGAAGGAGAGGGCAGUGAUUUUUGAGGAGAGCAAGAAAUUGCUGGCAAUGCAGAAGCAGCUGCUCGAUCAGAUUGAGGAAAGACAGAAAUUGUACUCAUCUCCAACUGUUGAUACAGACCAGCCUUCACCCAGUAUCGUAACCGAAUCAUCAAGUGAGCCACAGGCUGGUACCCCUGAGCCAUCUGUUGAAACUUCUGAGACUUUCACAAGCACACCGACUAUCCCCUCGUCAUCAGCAAGACCUUUGACAGCUGCUUGGCCUUCGCCGCCUCCUUCCAAAAGGUCUGUAGGGUCUGGCCGCGCUGUUGCGCAGGCAAAUUCUCCUGCACCGUCAGAUAGGGUUGAGACUUCUCCUAAAACUUCUCCUCCACCUUCGCCUCUGGCACAGAGUAAAAGAGAUUUUCACAGUGACCACAGUCGAGAAAGCACAGGUGGUAACAACUCAGAAGUGCUACAGCAGACUCGGACUGAUGCUGCAGCUCCUAGUGCUGCUGAAAAGCCUCCUCCUUUGGCUGGACCUAAUGUGAUGAACGUCAUUGUUGUUGCUGCCGAAUGUGCACCUUGGUCUAAAACAGGGGGUUUGGGAGAUGUUGUGGGAGCCCUUCCCAAGGCAUUGGCCAGACGAGGUCAUCGUGUGAUGGUUGUGGCACCUCGUUACAGUAAUUAUGCGGAGGCUUGGGAAACAGGUGUUCGCAGGAUUUACAACGUUGGUGGACAGGAUAUGGAGGUGGGGUAUUUCCACAGUUUCAUUGAUGGUGUUGAUUUUGUUUUUAUCGACAAUCCUAUUUUCCAUGCAUUUGCAAACAACAUAUAUGGCGGUUCUCGAGAGGAUGUGCUGACCCGGAUGAUUUUACUCUCCAAAGCUGCUGUCGAGACCCCAUGGCAUGUUCCUUGCGGUGGUGUAUGCUAUGGUGAUGGAAACUUAGUAUUUAUCGCCAACGAUUGGCACACAGCAUUGGUCCCAGUUUACCUGCAAGCAUAUUAUCGGGACAACGGUUACAUGGAUUUUACUCGAUCUGUGUUGGUCAUUCAUAACAUGGCUCAUCAGGGCCGAGGGCCAUUGGCCGAUUAUCACAGAUUGGGUUUACCUGGUCAUUACAUUGAUAAAUUUCGCCUUUUUGAUCCGCUCGGAGGGGAGCACAACAACAUUUUUAUGGCAGGUCUCAUAACAGCUCACCGCAUUGUGACUGUAAGUCAUGGCUAUGCAUGGGAAGUGCAGACACCGGAGGGAGGUUGGGGUUUAGAUGGAGUCCUCAGGGAUCACAAUUGGAAACUAAGGGGUGUUGUGAAUGGCAUUGAUGACAAAGAGUGGAACCCAGAGCUUGAUGUGCAUCUCAAGAGUGAUGGAUAUACCAAUUAUAACCUCCACUCUUUAGACACAGGUAAGGCGGCAUGCAAGGCUGCUUUACAAAGGGAGUUGGGCUUGCCGGUGCGGGCUGACGUCCCAUUGCUUGGAUUCAUAGGUCGCCUUGAUCACCAAAAGGGUAUUGACAUAAUAGGCCAAGCUAUGCCAUGGAUGAUGGACCAAGAUAUCCAACUGGUAAUGCUCGGCACUGGCCGGAAAGAUUAUGAAGACAUGUUGAGGCAUUUUGAAGGUUCUCAUCGAGACAAAGUUCGGGGAUGGGUUGGUUUUUCUGUGACCACUUCCCAUCGGAUUACCGCAGGUGUUGAUAUUUUGUUGAUGCCAUCUCGGUUUGAACCCUGUGGCUUGAACCAACUGUAUGCGAUGCGGUAUGGCACAGUGCCAGUAGUGCAUGCUGUUGGUGGCCUGAAAGAUACAGUGCAGUCGUUCAAUCCCUUCAACGAGUCAGGCCUAGGAUGGACUUUCGAAACACUACAUGUGGACGCUUUUAUCCAUGCCCUUGGGAAUGCAAUUUGGACCUACCGUGAUUUCAAGAGUAGUUGGAAGGGCAUCCAGCAACGAGGCAUGUCUCAGGACUUGAGCUGGGAUCAUGCUGCCCAGCAGUAUGAAGAAGUGCUUCUUGCAGCUAAGUACACUUGGUAGUCAACUCGAAGGACAGCUUUGUGUAUCACUCUUUUAGAUUAAUGUCCUCAAACAUCUCCCCCGCACGCUUCUUCUACUUCCUACCAGAUCGUAUUUUGACCAACAUGAACUUGUAGAAAGCUGUUGUGAAUAUGAACCAUCUUUACCAAGGACCACCUCAAAGCUGAGCCCGGAUUUGAGCUGGAUUGAUAACUUGUAGUUUGGUAUGGGUGCUUUUUGACCCAAUGAUACCUCGGCAUUAAUUUGAGGUCCUUCGAUGACUCCUCCUGCUUGAGUGACUUUGGUUGCCAAAGACCAUCCUCCAGUCGCUGCACUCGUGCCUCUUAGUUUUUCUCAGGACUGUUAAUGGAAAAGGGCCAAACUGAGCUCGUGAGACUGUACUGUUGUAUCGUUUUAUAUUGAUGCGCAAAAUUGAUAUUAGUGUAUACUUCGGCAAUCCCCUGCGAGGUGGCGGACAUAGCACUACCUCAGGAUUCUUGGUAACACACAAAAACCUGAUCUUUUAUGCUCUCUUUUAAUCAGUUUUUUUACAGGUUUCUGUGGCAUUUGACCCUGA
This is a messenger RNA of Physcomitrium patens, 3280 nucleotides long. RefSeq names its product soluble starch synthase 2-2, chloroplastic/amyloplastic. The record is from RefSeq and is a predicted model, not a curated record. Gene Ontology annotation, molecular function: alpha-1,4-glucan glucosyltransferase (UDP-glucose donor) activity. NCBI's taxonomy places the organism in Eukaryota, Viridiplantae, Streptophyta, Bryopsida, Funariales, Funariaceae.